AUGACAAAAGACCCUGUGCAGCCGGGAAGCGAGGCGCAGCUCACCCGAACGCAGGGCUGCGCUGCCAACAAUGGCAUUCAAAUCCAACACCCAAACGAGCACAUUGCUCAUGCAGGAAUCCUGCGCUCCCGACACACGGCGGCUGCAAGGGGGGAACCUACAGAUGUGCGGCUCCUGCACACAAAGGGGCGCGGGGCGGGGACGGAUCCCCGCGGCCCUCCCGCCCGCUCCCCAAGGACAGAGGGGCCGGUGCCGCCACCGCAGGACAAAGGAGGCGGCCGGAGCGGGUCGGCCCGGCCCGGCGGGCACCGGGAGCGGCGCAUCCGACCCGACCCCCCCACCCCAUACUGCGGCCGCGCGCGCCCCCCGCCCGGCCCCGCCCCACCCCGCCGGCGCGGGACGCUGCGGGAGAGGCAGAAAAUGGCCACCACGCCGCCCCGCACCGCUGCGGGGGGGAGCGCGGGGAUGCGGCGCGGAGAUGCUGCGGCGGCGCGGCCCGCACAACGGAGCCUUUGUGUGCCGGGCCCCCCCCCCCCCCCCCCCCCCCACCGCGGGCGGGCCCGGCCGCGCGCCCCCGGGGAGCGCCCCCCUCCCGCAGCCUCCCCGCCCCGCUCCGCUCCGGCCGCCGCGGGCAGCCCGGGCCCGCCGCCUACCUCCGCCUCACCUGGGUCGCGCCCGGCCGCCGCCGCCGCCGUGCCCCGCAGCUCCCGCCGCCCGCUCGCCGCGCGCCUUUAG
Messenger RNA from Neopsephotus bourkii (Bourke's parrot), 735 nucleotides. RefSeq names its product basic proline-rich protein-like. The coding region runs from base 1 to 735 and encodes 244 amino acids. The record is from RefSeq and is a predicted model, not a curated record. The transcript has a single exon. NCBI's taxonomy places the organism in Eukaryota, Metazoa, Chordata, Aves, Psittaciformes, Psittacidae.